UGAACGGAGAUGACGCGUUAAUCAUCCAUUCUCUGCAUGAGCUACAUGGCAAGAUGGCUGCGAUCAUGAAGAACGUGGAAGAAAUCCGUAAUCGAGUAAUACUGGGUGAAUUUGGUGUGAAGAAUGUUCAUACAUCAGAUUUCCCAAGCAACUACCCUGGCUAUGAUGAUACUUGGGAUAUGCAGAAAUUUCAAAAGAACUUCAGAAUUGAUAUAGUGCAUCUGGAUGAGAGCAGUAUGGAGUUUGACAUGGUGGGGAUAGAUGCAGCCAUUGCCAACGCCUUCAGAAGGAUCUUACUGGCAGAGGUGCCUACCAUGGCUGUAGAGAAGGUGUUUAUCUAUAACAACACAUCCAUUGUCCAAGAUGAAGUCCUGGCCCACAGGUUAGGCCUCGUCCCCAUCAAAGCUGACCCUCGCCUGUUUGAGUACAGGAUCACUGAUGAAGAUUCUGUAGAGGAACAUGGUUCAGAAAUAGAUACAAUUCAACUGCAGCUGAAGAUCAAAUGCAGCAGGAACCCCAAAGCCAGCAAAGACUCCUCGGACCCACAAGAGUUGUAUCUAAACCACAUGGUUUAUUCCAGGGACAUUAAGUGGGUCCCCAUUGGGAACCAGGCAGACGUGUUUGCAGACUUCAUCAUUGGACCAGUAAAUGAUGACAUCCUUAUUGCUCAGCUACGACCAGGACAGGAGCUGGACAUUGUCAUGCACUGUGUCAAAGGAAUCGGUAAGGACCAUGCCAAGUUCUCUCCAGUUGCCACAGCUAGUUACCGACUCCUCCCAGAAAUCACCCUGCUGGAGCCGGUGGAGGGAGAGAAGGCAGAGCGCUUAAAACGCUGCUUUUCACGAGGAGUUAUAGACAUAGAACAUGUAAAUGGGAAGAAGGUUGCUAAAGUAGUGAACAGUCGCUUGGAUACAUGCAGCAGGGAAGUCCUCCGACAUGAUGACCUGAAGAAUGUGGUGACGCUUAGAAGACUGCGAGACCAUUUUAUCUUUACUGUGGAGUCGACCGGCAUCCUGCCUCCAGAUGUCCUGGUCACAGAGGCCAUCAAAGUCCUCAUGGCCAAGUGUCAGAGGUUUCUGAAUGAACUGGACUCUACUGCCAUGGAGGGAAGUCCUGACUGAGCAUGCUCAGAACAACCACAGUGGAGCUGAUGUUGACAUAAGCCACAGUUUGUCAGGCCUGAUAUUGUUGAUACUGUUCCUCCUUUUCAAAAGCAGAUAUAAUUAUGGUAGUUGGACUUACAUCUAGGUAUGUGAAGAAACUGUUUUCUUUAGUGUUUUGUGCCCUGCUCUUGACUUUUCUUAAGUAAACAUGCUGAAGCUAAUAAAACAUCACUGCUGUUCGGAGAUGAGCCAGGCCUGGGCAAAAUCAUUCAUCGCCGUACAAUGCAUGCAAGUCAGGUUUGUGGUCUGACUUUGCUCUCUGAUUUUGCUUUUGCCGACUAGCUCUGAUGUUGUGCGCAAGUAGGCAACAAUAAAUUCACAACAUCGCCCAGGGCAUGAUGGGGGACACCUGGCUCUCACAUGAUCAAAAAGCUGGUUGGUUAAGAUGUUGAUUCAGCAAUAUGACAUUUCAGAUAAACUUUUAAUUUUCAUUGAACUGGUGAGAUUUAGAUUUGAUUUGUGUAGUUUGUAGGAUAAUUCUGUUAACAGAGCAUGUGUUGUGGCUGAUGGUGCAGUUACCUGCCAGAGAGACUAAAUGCAUUCAUCAUAAACUAUAUGGAAAGUA
Molecule: messenger RNA, 1728 nt
Organism: Plectropomus leopardus (leopard coralgrouper)
Lineage: Eukaryota; Metazoa; Chordata; Actinopteri; Perciformes; Serranidae
Gene: polr1c
Product: RNA polymerase I and III subunit C
Biological process (GO): DNA-templated transcription
Cellular component (GO): RNA polymerase I complex; RNA polymerase III complex
Molecular function (GO): DNA binding; protein dimerization activity
Source: RefSeq, a predicted model, not a curated record